AUGUACAACGGCAUCGGGCUGCAGACCGCGCGCGGGUCCGGCACGAAUGGGUACGUGCAGACCAACAAGUUCUUCAUCCGCCCCCGGACCGACGGGGCCGCCAAGGCGCCGCUCCACAACUACGAUCACGACCCCGACCGCGACAAGCUCGGCGGGAUGCGGCCGCCCAACAAGGAGAUCCUGGAGCACGACCGGAGGCGGCAGGUGGAGCUGCGGCUGGUCGAGCUGAGGGACACCCUCGAGGAGCAGGGCUACACCGAGGGCGAGAUCGAGGAGCGCGUCGAGGAGGCGCGCAAGGAGGCCGAGCUGGAGGCCGCUGCUGCUGCCGUGGUCGCGGAGGCGGGUGGUCGCGCAGGCGGCGGGGGCCCAGCAGCGCGUCCGGGCGAAGGGUUCACGGGCACACAGAGCCACCAUGUCGCAGCACGGAAGGAGAAGCAGCUUGAGACGCUGAGGGCUGCUCUUGGGCUAGAAGCUGAGGUUGGAGAGAAAAACGCUGAAGUAGACAGUGAUCCAGAGUCUGGGGAGCUUGUACCUGGGAAGGAGUCUGAAGAGAUAGAUGUUGAUGUUCAGAACGAUAGGAAAGCUUCAAAGGAUGGUAAGAAGCAUGCAAAGAAGGGAAAGAAGGAAAAAGGGAGUGAUAGGAAGAGUCACAGCAGAAGUUCUAGGAAGAGUAAGCACGGGUAUGAUUCAGAAGAUGAUUCUGAGUCUGACCAUGAUGAGAUAAAGGGAAAGAAAUACAUAAAAAAAUCCUUCUUAGAUAGAGAUGUUGAUUCUAAGAUUGUUCAUAAGAAGGCAAAACAGGGCAAAGGCACACACCAUGAUUCUGAGGCUGAUUCAGACAGUGAUCAUGGCAAGAAGGCAAAACACACAAAAAGCAAUCGUGAUGAGGGAAAGAAGGGGCCUGUGAAGAGCUCUCGUCAUGACUCUAAAGAUGAGAAGCCCAGAAGAAGCAAGUACAAGGAUGAUUCUUACAGUGACUCGGAGAGUGAUGUCUCGUACAGUGAUUCAGAGAGCGACCAUGAUCGAAAAAAGAAAAAAUCCUCUCACCACGGUUCUAAAGAUGAUAAACAGGCACCAAAAAGCAAAGAGAAGGAAGCCAGUUUGGUUAAGAAUGUUGAUAAGCGCAAGAGACAUGAUUCUGAUUCGGAUGGUUCUGCUCAUGAUAGGAAAAUACACCUUGAUGCAGCUGUUGCUAGGAAGGAUCAUUCCCGUGAUAAACCGAAGAUUGACCCAAGGAGUGGUGAAUAUAAAAACAAAAGGCCUGUGAAGACUUCUCGCCAUGACUCUGAAGAUGAGAAGCCACACGGCAAGGUCCCUCGGAAGGAAAAGUAUGCCGAAUCAGAGACUGACUCAGAGAGGUAUACCAGUGAAAAGAAGAAGCCUGCAAAAUCAUCUGUCCAUGUUUCUAAAGUUGAUAAGGAAGCACCAAAACAUAAAGAGAAGGAAGGGAAGACUAGUAGUAAAAAUGUUGAUAAGCGCACGAGGCAUGAUUCUGAUUCUGAUUCUGAUUCGGAUGGAUGGCAAAGACAUGUUGACACAAAGGUAAAAAAGAUAGUGGAAGAGAAAAAAAGGGUGAUUAGCUCAAGUGAGAGUUCAUUUUACAGCAGCAGCAGCAGUGAAUCAGAUGUGAGCGAUGAAAGCCGUGAGAACAGGAAAUCUGACAGAGGAUUGAAGAAUGGUAAUGGUCAGAACCAUGCUAAAAGGGCUUCUUACAAGAAUGAGUUAGAGGAAAGGAAAAAGGGUCAAGAUGGGAGAAGGAAGGAAGAGAGAAUGGAGCAGGAGAAACAAAAACAGAGGGAGGAAGAGAGGAAAGAGUUGGAGAAGCAAAAACGUCUGGAGGAAGAGAGGAAAGAGUUGGAGAGGCAAAAACGUCUGGAGGGAGAGAGGAAGGAGCUGGAGAAGCAAAAGCAGAGGGCGAAGGAGGAAGAGACAUUGAAAGAGAAGGAACAUGAGCGGAGGAAAGGUGAGCAUGGUGUGGAAAGGGGCAGCAAAAGAAAGGUUGGAGAAGAUAGGCACGACCCAAAUUCAAACAGACUCAGCGAUGAUGAAAAUAGGGACCGAAAGACGCGUGAAGAUUAUGGUCGACAGAAAACUACAGAUUCAGAUAGGUAUGACCCAAAUUCAAACAGAUAUAGUGAUGAUGAAAACAGGGACCGGAAGAGGCAUGAAGAGUACGGUCGACACAGAGCUAGAUAUUCAGAUAGCCAUGAUUUAAAGAGGUCUAGAUAUGAUGACUCUUAUAAUCACUCGAGGAGGGAUUACGAAGAGCGCUAUUCUAGAGAUGAGCACAGAGACAGGAGGCAUCGUUGA
Triticum turgidum subsp. durum (durum wheat) is the source of this 2310-nucleotide messenger RNA. Lineage: Eukaryota; Viridiplantae; Streptophyta; Magnoliopsida; Poales; Poaceae. The record is from the annotation of a GenBank genome assembly.